AUGGAAGAAUCUACGAUUGAUCAUCGGGAUCCUUCGUUCUGGGCGCCGGGAACUUUGACCUUGGAAGACUUGCAGGCGGCCAACACCAAGGUUCUUCUCCAUCCCGUCCCAACUUCGGAUCCAAAUGAUCCUCUGAAUUGGGCGUCAUGGAGAAAAGCACUUAAUUACGGGCUUGUUUGCUUUUAUGUCCUGAUGACUUUUGUGGAGCUGGACAUUGGAUUCACCGCUUGGGAAGAUUAUGAGAUCGAGUUGGGCUUUUCGGUUGACCUGCUGAACGGUGCAGCGGCCACCAACUAUGCCGGCCUCGCUAUCGGUUGCAUCUUCUUUGUACCUCUCGUCAACAAGUAUGGCCGGCGCCCAAUGUACUUGUUCAGUACAGCCCUUCAACUGGCCUCGGUCAUUUGGUUUGCAAAGACAGAAACCAGAGGCGAUCUCAUCGGGAGCAACUUGAUCUCUGGUCUAGGCGGUGCGAUCAGUGAAACGAUUGUGCAGAUGACAAUUGCUGAUCUGUUUUUUGUGCACAAUCACGCCGCCAUGAAUGCGUACUACAUGCUCGCCACCAGCAUCGGUGCCUUCCUGGGACCAGUAGCCUCAGGCUAUGUCGUCGUUAGCCAAGGGUGGAGGUGGAUGUUCUGGUGGUGCACCAUCUUCUUCGCGAUAAACUUGGUCGCCCUUAUUUUCUUAUUCGAAGAGACCAAGUACGUCAGCGUCCUUGUUGGCCACAACGGGGCCAAACAAAGACCGGUCCAGGAAAAUCCAAGAGGUGGCAGCAUUGAGCAACCGAACCCGGGAGACUCCAAGCCGGCCGAGUUGGGGUCAGCGGUAGAGCCGACUCGCCUCGAAAGUCAUCUCCACAUUGACCCGACAAUCAGGAUGAAGACAUUCUGGGAGCGUCUUCCUCUAAUCACCAAAACAGAUGGCUCGAUCCUGCAUGACAUCUAUCAGCCUAUCGUGGUUCUGUUCACCUUUCCAGCCAUCGCCUACACCGCUAUGACCUAUGGCAGCCUCCUGGCCUGGUUUGCCACGAUGACUUCUGUCCAAGCAACAUACCUUUUCUAUCCACCAUACAACUUCUCUGCUGCUGGCGUUGGGUUGAUGAAUGUUGCCCCUUUCGUUGGAGUGAUUCCCGGAACCUUUGUUGGCGGAUAUCUGAACGACAAAUCCAUCCUCUGGCUGUCGAAACGCAAUAGCGGUAUUUACGAGCCGGAAAUGCGUCUCUGGCUUGCCCUAGUCGGUGCACUCAUAACCCCAGCAGGCAUUUUGAUGUUUGGUGUGGGGUUGGCCCAUAGUGCAGCUUGGCCCGUUCUUGCUGUCGGGUACGGACUUUUCGGUUUCGGUUUCUCCAUGGUUGGCGACAUCGCUCUCUCCUACGCCAUGGACUGCUAUCAGAAUAUUAUCGGCAAUGCGUUGGUGGGUGUCGUGUUCACGCGCAACAUCUUCUCGGUGAUUAUCCUAUUCGCCCUCACUCCGUGGAUCAACGGGAUGGGGGUUCAAAACGUUCAUGUCCUUAUAGCUGUGCUUUGCUUCGCCCUUUCGAUGUUACCUGUGCCGCUCCUUAUCUGGGGAAAGAAGGCUAGAAUUGCUACUGCAACACGGUACAGGAAGAUGGCUUCCCAGCAACCAACGCAUCGUGACAUUUGA
This is a messenger RNA of Exophiala viscosa, 1641 nucleotides long. Its product is annotated as major facilitator superfamily transporter. Bases 1 to 1641 code for a protein of 546 amino acids. The transcript is spliced from 4 exons. Gene Ontology annotation, molecular function: transmembrane transporter activity. Gene Ontology annotation, cellular component: plasma membrane. Gene Ontology annotation, biological process: transmembrane transport. Lineage: Eukaryota; Fungi; Ascomycota; Eurotiomycetes; Chaetothyriales; Herpotrichiellaceae. The record is from RefSeq and is a predicted model, not a curated record.